AAAUUUAUAAAAUAAAUAUUUAUCAACGGUUAAACCAAAUACACUUAAAUUUAGAGGGGGCAAAAGUAAUUGCGGUGCCUUCAAUAUUGGCUUUAACAUCACCACUGACAUUGGAGCAUUUACCUAUAGACGCGCAAUUACUUUUGUAUAACUGUAUUAAUUUUUAAAAUAUUUUUUAGAUUACUUGCAUUUUUGAAUAUUUUUAUUUUUCAAUAUCAAAAUUUAAAUGCCUGGACGUUCAUUUCAAAGGACUAAAGUUAUUGGGAAUUUUAAAGGAAUAAAGGAAUUAAUUGAAGCUAGCCAAUAUGUUGAUGCUGGUGUUAUUGAAGUAACUGCCGCAUUGAAGGAUGUCCCAGACGGGGUUAAUCAAUAUUAUGAGUCACAAGAGCGAAAAUUUGGUUGUUUACCAUGGCGCCUCCAACUUCAGAAAGGGUUUGAUUUGGCACGUGAUCGAUUAGACAGAGAUGUAGGACAAGUUUCUCAUUUUAUCAAGGUCACAUUGCGUUGCGAUUAUACCGAGCAAAGUAAUUGGAUUGCAAAGGCAUCUGGUGUUUUGUCAAUGGAAAAAUGGCCUGAGAAGAUGAAAGGAAAAUCCGAGGCUGAGCGAAAACCUGAACACAAAGAGAUUUUCACGCGCAAAUUCAAUACUUAUGAACGUAGCCAUCAAUUUAUCAAACGCUUUCCUAUGCCAACUAAAAGAGCUGGAUCAGCAGCACCUGCCGAUUCUCCUUAUCUCAAGAAUGGACAAUUCAUUUUUAAAUUGGAAAUAAUUAUUCAUCAUGUUAGGAAAAGUCAUUUCCCCUAUUAUGACUUUGGAAAGAAAACACCAAUGUCCAACGCUGUAGUUAAAAUUGUCGACGGUAGUAAUAUGAUUCAUCGUUACCACGUUAAUAAAGAGUUUCUUUCAAUGCAUUCUGACGCUCUUCAAUCUCUCUUUCAUAAUACGGGUUUUAUAGAAGGUGCUUCCGGUGAGGUUGAACUUCGUUCUGUUGAACACGGUGUUUUUAAUGAAUUCCUUUCAAUUGUUUAUCCUUCGCGCCAUCGGCCACAAAUUAAAUAUGUUCGUGGUUUACUCGAAUUUGCUCGAAUGUACUUCGUUCCAAUGGUUACUGCGAUUUGCGAGCAGCGUUUAUUGGUGGCUGUCGAGGCUGAAAUGGCUCUUGGGGAACGGCUUAGAUUGGCAGACCAAUACGGACUUUUUCAACUGAAGUCUGUUAUAAUGCAAAAGUUGGACCCAAGAAAAAUGGAUGAAAAGUUUUUGGAAGGACUGUCACAAGAGACUCUACAAAUGUUUAUUCGCAAGCAGAAACACAUCGAUCAAAAUGAAAAAGCUGCUGCUAAAAAAUCGGGAACUACAAAAGAAGAGUCCAUGGAUGUUGAUCAGACUGCUCCUUCUUCAAGUCAAGCUACUGAUCGAAGUCACCAUCGUAGAGCAGCUGCUUCUCAUACUUCUGCUGCUGCCAACAAUGCUCACGAAGUUUUAGCUGCACGUCUCCGACCAAUGGCUCGACGAGGACGUGGAAUUGGAUUGAAUCGACGUUAGAAAGAAUAAGAUAUAAAUGGAGCGCUAUAAAAGUUAAAUUUGACUAUUUUUCACGAGGAAAUAUUUUUAAAAAUUUUAAUUCUUACCCGCAAUCUAAAAUAAAAAUUUCUGUUUUUUAUAAUGGACAAUUUCAUUUUUUCUUAAAAAAGUUUUUGUGCCCUUAAAAAUUUUAUUUGUGAAAAUCAAUUUGAGAAAUCAUUUUUAGGAAUGUAUUUACAUGCCUUUUACAUUCUCACUAUUUUAAAUGAUUUACUUUUACCGAUUUUCAAUUUUAUCAAAAUUGUUGACUUUCAAU
Messenger RNA from Meloidogyne enterolobii, 1838 nucleotides. Lineage: Eukaryota; Metazoa; Nematoda; Chromadorea; Rhabditida; Meloidogynidae. The record is from the annotation of a GenBank genome assembly.